Messenger RNA from Ctenocephalides felis (cat flea), 618 nucleotides. Its product is annotated as glutathione S-transferase T1-like. Gene Ontology annotation, biological process: glutathione metabolic process. The record is from RefSeq and is a predicted model, not a curated record. The transcript has 5 exons. Gene Ontology annotation, molecular function: glutathione transferase activity. Gene Ontology annotation, cellular component: cytoplasm. Bases 167 to 415 code for a protein of 82 amino acids. Lineage: Eukaryota; Metazoa; Arthropoda; Insecta; Siphonaptera; Pulicidae.
AUAGAAAAGUUUUGAAAACCCUGGAAUUGCAAUUGCUUUUGUUGACAACAAAUUUAACCUAAAAUAAAUGUCAAAUGUAUUAUUUGUAGAACAACCACUCACAGUAUAAUUAUCCAAAAAAAUAUUCAGAUAUUUAAAAGAAGUCUAAAUAUUGUUUUGUACCAAUAUGUCUCUGAAAUUAUAUUUUGAUUUAAUGUCUCCACCUUCAAGAGCGCUCUUUAUAUUCUUGAAAGCAGCAAAAAUUCAAUUUGAACCUUGCAUAGUAUCACUGGGCGAAGGUAAGAAUUUAGCACCUGAAUUUGCAAAAAUAAAUCGGUUUCAAAAACUACCAUGCAUUGAUGAUAAGGGCUUCAAACUUGCUGAGAGAAGAACACUGGUAUCCUCAAGAGGCACAAAAACAAGCUUUGGUAGAUGAAUUUUUGGAAUGGCAGCAUAUCGGAUUAAGAUUACCUUGCGGGAUGUAUUUUAUAACAAAGUUUUUGACGCCGCUAAAAACAGGUAAAUUUGCAAGUCCCGAAGAAAUUAAAAAAAGUGAGCAAAGGAUGCACGACGCUUUGGAAUCGUUUGAAAAUCUUUGGCUGAAAGACAGGACAUACAUGGCUGGAGACCAAAUAUCAA